Hevea brasiliensis (rubber tree) is the source of this 1648-nucleotide messenger RNA. RefSeq names its product protein disulfide isomerase-like 2-3. Gene Ontology annotation, molecular function: protein-disulfide reductase activity; protein disulfide isomerase activity. Lineage: Eukaryota; Viridiplantae; Streptophyta; Magnoliopsida; Malpighiales; Euphorbiaceae. Gene Ontology annotation, cellular component: endoplasmic reticulum lumen. Gene Ontology annotation, biological process: response to endoplasmic reticulum stress. The record is from RefSeq and is a predicted model, not a curated record. The coding region runs from base 54 to 1355 and encodes 433 amino acids. The transcript has 9 exons.
CUGCCAAUAGACUCAGGUUUCUACUCUGUGAUUCAGAGAAAGAGAGAACGAAAAUGAACCCAUCACUCUCUCCAUUUUUAACUACUCUAGCUAUCCUAUUCUUCGCGUCUAAUCUCUGCAACGCAUUGUAUGGACCAUCGUCUCCUGUAGUCCAGCUAAACCCCUCCAACUUUAAGUCCAAGGUCCUGAACUCAAAUGGAGUUGUUUUGGUUGAGUUCUUUGCCCCUUGGUGUGGGCAUUGUCAAUCUCUUGCACCCACAUGGGAGAAGGCAGCUACUGUCUUGAAAGGCGUUGCAACUGUGGCAGCUCUUGAUGCUGAUGCACACAAAUCACUUGCUCAGGAAUAUGGUAUUAAGGGUUUUCCUACCAUAAAGGUGUUUGCACCUGGGAAGCCUCCAGUAGAUUAUCAAGGAAAUAGGGAUGUCAAACCUAUUGCUGAAUUUGCUUUACAGCAGAUAAAGGCACUUUUGAAGGAGCGCCUUAGUGGAAAACCGGCUGGAGGAUCUAGCGAGAAGUCUGAACCUGCAUCAGUUGAAUUGAACUCCCGUAAUUUUGAUGAGUUGGUGCUUAAAAGUAAAGAACUUUGGAUUGUGGAAUUCUUUGCACCUUGGUGUGGACAUUGUAAAAAACUAGCUCCUGAGUGGAAUAAGGCUGCUAAUAACUUGAAGGGCAAGGUGAAGUUGGGUCACGUUGACUGUGAUGCUGAGCAGCCUCUAAUGAGCAGGUUCAAUGUGCAAGGAUUUCCCACUAUCUUGGUUUUCGGUGCUGAUAAAGACUCUCCGUUUCCUUAUGAAGGUGCCAGAACUGCCUCAGCAAUUGAAUCAUUUGCUCUGGAGCAGUUGGAAACCAAUGUUGCACCUCCUGAAGUGACUGAGCUGACUGGCCCAGAUGUAAUGGAAGAGAAGUGCGGUUCAGCUGCCAUCUGUUUUGUUGCUUUCUUACCUGACAUUUUGGACUCCAAGGCAGAAGGAAGGAACAAGUAUCUUGAGCAGUUGUUAUCAGUUGCUGAGAAGUUCAAAAGAAGUCCUUACAGCUAUGUUUGGUCAGCUGCAGGUAAGCAGCCAGAUCUUGAGAAGCAUGUAGGUGUUGGUGGAUAUGGGUAUCCUGCUAUGGUAGCCUGGAAUGUGAAGAAAGGAGCAUAUGCUCCACUUAAAAGUGCAUUUGAGCUUGAACAUAUCAUAGAGUUUGUCAAGGAAGCCGGUCGUGGUGGAAAGGGAAAUCUGGCUUUGGAGGGUACACCAAAAUUAGUUAAGAUUGAACCAUGGGAUGGGAAAGAUGGAGAGAUCACUGAAGAGGAUGAGUUCUCUCUGGAAGAACUAAUGGGAGAAGAUGUUGGAAACAAAGAUGAGAUAUGACACAAGGAGCAUUAGUUGAGGAAGAGAAUGAAACCCAGGCUAUCAUAAGCAAUGUGCCCAUCUUGUUCAAAUAUUAAAUCUUCAUUGCCAUCUUGGAAUUGGGUGCUAUUUAGUCACAGGAACAGUAUUAGAUUAACAGGAAUCAGGUGGUCUCCCUCUUUGUAUUGUUAAAAAGUUACAAAUAAAUAAAUAAACAAAUGUAUACAGUUCUACAUAAAUCCAGUUCUGCUAUAAGGUGUUCUUUUCAACAAAGAAAACAGCUUUACAAAAUAUAUGAGAAAUCUGCAAAUCUA